GUCAUCCUGCCCUUGCCUUGGCCUGUAAUCUGCAUAGGACAGUGGCCUGGUCACAGGGGCCCAUUGUGGGGAGGUUGGGAAGUUAAAGAACACUCUGGCCUCCUCCAUCAUGUCGGCCAAGAAGGCAGAACUGAAGAAAACAAGCCUGAGCAAGAACUACAAGGCAGUGUGCCUGGAAUUGAAGCCAGAGCCGACCAAAGUAAGAAGCUUUUUUGAGGCCAUGCCGACAGCCAGGCCUGAGACCCGUGGGGAGGUGACUUGGAGUCAGGGGUCAUUCGCUGUUCCUGGUGGCCAAGACCUGUCCCAGACAUACGACUACAAAGGAGUAAAACAAGAAGGGCCGUUUACCAAAGCAGGAGGAACUCAUGAGCUAAGGAAUGAACUCAGGGAGGUGAGGGAAGAGCUCAAGGAAAAAAUGGACGAGAUCAAACAGAUAAAGGGCGUAAUGGACAAGGAUUUUGAUAAACUCCAGGAAUUCGUGGAGAUUAUGAAGGAAAUGCAGAAGGAUAUGGAUGAGAAGAUGGAUGUUUUAAUAAAUAUACAGAAGAACAGCAAGCUUCCCCUUAGAAGAGGGCCAAAGGAUCAGCAAGAACUCAGGCUAAUAGGAAAAAUAGACCCGGACCCACAGCUCCGCCUCAAGAAGAUGGAUGGGGCUGAUGGAACACCGCUUUCUCUCCACAAGAAGAUGAUGGCACUACAGAAACCAAAAAAGGACCCUCUGGAUUCCCUUCAUCAAUGCGGGCCAUGCUGUGAAAAAUGUUUGUUGUGUGCCCUAAAGAACAACUACAAUCAGGGCAGCAGAAAACUUCCUUAUCAAGCCUGGCCACCCUGUUCAUCCUUGGCUUCUGGAGCUGCUUUCUGAUUUAUCUGUACUUCCAACCCUAUGUGGUGGAGGACAUGCUCCCAACCUAGGAGCACCGCGGAUCCCACCAGUAGCUCCGGCUCUUCCUCCCCCGACUCCUCAAGCUGCACAGCAAAGGCUUGUGGCCCUCGGACCUACCACCCUGCCCCAGGCCUGCCCCCACCUGGAGAUUAAAAUCUUCGUUUAAAGCCA
Messenger RNA from Lontra canadensis (Northern American river otter), 1054 nucleotides. RefSeq names its product testis expressed 35 (gene TEX35). The transcript is spliced from 9 exons. Lineage: Eukaryota; Metazoa; Chordata; Mammalia; Carnivora; Mustelidae. Bases 110 to 862 code for a protein of 250 amino acids. The record is from RefSeq and is a predicted model, not a curated record.